CUCCCGGAAGUCCCGGAGCGCCCGGCUCGGAUCGGCGAUGCGCUCGCGCGCCGCUCCCUGGCGUCAUGGCGGCGUCGGGGAAGUUCAGCACGUUCCGCCUCCCGCCGUUGCCCACCAUUCGAGAAAUCAUUAAGUUGUUUAGACUGCAAGCAGCGAAGCAGCUGUCCCAAAAUUUCCUCCUGGACCUGAGGCUGACAGAUAAAAUUGUAAGGAAAGCCGGCGAUCUGACAAAUGCUCACGUUUAUGAAGUGGGUCCCGGACCAGGGGGAAUCACAAGAUCCAUUCUCAAUGCCGAUGUUGCUGAACUUCUGGUAGUGGAAAAGGAUACCCGGUUCAUUCCUGGAUUACAGAUGCUUUCCGAUGCAGCACCUGGGAAGCUCAGAAUUGUGCAUGGAGAUGUGUUGACAUUUAAGUUAGAAAAGGCUUUUCCACAGAGUGUGAAAAGAAACUGGGAGGAUGAUCCUCCAAAGCUACAUAUUAUUGGAAAUCUGCCUUUCAGUGUUUCAACUCCACUAAUCAUCAAAUGGCUUGAAAAUAUUUCCCUUAAAAAUGGGCCUUUUGCUUAUGGCAGAACUCAAAUGACCUUGACCUUCCAAAAGGAAGUGGCUGAGAGACUUGUAGCCACGAAAGGAAGCAAACAGCGCAGUCGCCUUUCCAUUAUGGCCCAAUAUCUCUGUGACGUCAAGCACCUCUUUACCAUCCCAGGCCAAGCCUUCGUCCCCAAACCAGAGGUCGACGUGGGAGUGGUGCACUUCACGCCCUUGGUCCAGCCCAGGAUACAGCAGCCCUUCAAGCUGGUGGAAAAGGUCGUUCAGAAUGCCUUUCAGUUCCGAAGGAAAUACUGCCACCGAGGGCUCGGAAUGUUGUUCCCCGAGGCUCAGCGCCUAGAAAACACUGGAAGACUCUUACAGCUGGCGGACGUCGAGCCCACUCUCCGGCCCACCCAGCUCUCCAUCUUGCACUUCAAGAGCCUCUGUGACAUCUACAGAGACAUGUGUGACGAAGACCCUCAGCUCCUUGCUUAUAAUUUCAGAGAAGAACUUAGGCAAAGCAAGAGGAAACUCGUGGAGGAGGAGGAGGAGGAGGAGGAGGAAGGGGAGGAGGAAGGGGAGAGCCGCGGGCCCUAGCCGCUCCCCGACACGGGACUUCCACAGUGUGGAGCGCUGGACAAUAAAUACCAGUGACCAGAUGACUUGCGUUCCUUUUACUGUACAGCUUGGUAGAGAAAAUAAAUAUCAAGUAAGGUACA
Perognathus longimembris pacificus (Pacific pocket mouse) is the source of this 1249-nucleotide messenger RNA. RefSeq names its product transcription factor B1, mitochondrial (gene Tfb1m). Gene Ontology annotation, molecular function: mitochondrial transcription factor activity; rRNA (adenine-N6,N6-)-dimethyltransferase activity. The record is from RefSeq and is a predicted model, not a curated record. Gene Ontology annotation, cellular component: mitochondrial matrix. Bases 66 to 1127 code for a protein of 353 amino acids. The transcript has 7 exons. NCBI's taxonomy places the organism in Eukaryota, Metazoa, Chordata, Mammalia, Rodentia, Heteromyidae. Gene Ontology annotation, biological process: rRNA methylation; transcription initiation at mitochondrial promoter.